AAGAUGGCCUCACUCGUCUUCCUCCCUCCGCCUCUUCCUCUAUCGAAGAGCAGACUUUCUCUCUCUUCUCUCAGGCUUCGAGCUUCCUCGUCCUCUCUCUCUCUUCCGCCUCCUGAGCCCGAGCCCGAGCCCGAGCCAAAGGUCGUCGUCACCAGAGAGCGAGGCAAGAAUUCCAACCUCAUCGACGCUCUGGUUUAAUUAAUUUAUAUUGGAUGAUUGGAGGGCCAAAUGAGUUCUCUCAGCUAUGCUUGCUUUCUUUCUGAAGUUGUUUGAAAGAUUUUCUUUUGUUUUCUUUUUCCAUCUGUUCUUGGUAAGAAACUAUCAUUCGAGUAUUUGGUUAGCUAAACUGGUGGUGCAGCUAAUUUGGUCUUGUUUUAUUUAUCUUUUCUUGCACUAUUUUGUCUCCAAAUCUGUUUUCUCUGUUGGUUUUGUUCAUCAUCUUUCUUAGCAAAGCUUUUGUUGAUGAAGAUUGCUAAUUCAUGCUUCUGUGUUAACUUAAUUUUACUCGGACACUUGCCAGGACAAAUGGUUCUCUAUGUUUGCUCUCUUUUCGAUCCCUUGAAGGUUGUCUGAAUUUCUUAUUCAUUUUAGUUGUGUUCAAGAAAAAACUAUUAUGAAAAUGCAUAUUUGAUUCUGCUGCAUAAAAAGUGUUUCUGUUAUCUACUGCAUCAUCUUCUCGUCUUCUUUGUUUUUGUCCACACUUUUUUUCCCCUUAAAGACAUUGUUAGCAUUGUUGUUUGAAAGCUUCUUUCUCACAGGUGCCGAAUAUAGGAUUAUAAAUUUUUUAAUGCUCAAGAUUUUUGCCCCUUUGCAUUUGUUUUCUAUAUUAUCUCUGUAUGUGUAAAUCCAACAAAGUGAAACUUGAGCCAUUAAUGCUCUACAUCACAUUGAACAGGAUAAAUCCAUGUUCUGAAGCUUUUGUUAGUAGCGAUCUGGUCCGUGUCUAAAAAAUAUUUAAUAUUUCCUUCUAUUGGAAAUGAUUGAUAUUAUUAUUGGUAGCUUGGAUCACAGUGAUUGAUGUAAAGUAUGAUUAAAGUUUUGAUCACCUGCCAUUUGGCUUUAUAUCAUAAUACAAAGAGUUCAUUUGUUCUGGCCAGCUUCGUCAUAUCUUGAAUAAAGUGGUUGUUUGCACUAAUGCAUUUCUUUGUCUCAUUAGUAUAGCUUGUAAUAUAAUUAUCUUCUUGGUUGUCAUAAAGCAUCCCAUAGCUUCACUAGAAACAAACCCCGCUUUAAGUGUUAGGGUUUUAACCCCAACAGACUACAGGCAAUAUAACUCUUGUAUUUUGCUUUGGACUUAAUCUAUUCAGAACAUUUGUUCAACAUAUUCAAAUAUUUCAUCUUUAAGGUUCUUAAGUAAAUUAAAAUUCAUAAUUAUGAAAUCCAAAGGUAGCAGAAUUGGCUUGACACCUACCAUUAGUUACUAGCUAAAAGAACCUACUUUGCUCGAUUUGCAAAGAAAGCUACUUAAUGGACCUUGACGACCCUUUUAAUUUAUCUAGGCUUAAAUGUUUAGGCAUUUGGAAUAAAUGACCGAUGUCUUCUUUAUGCAAUAAUUGGCCCCAGCUGUCUUGUUUGAGGUACUUUUUGUACAAACUAGUUGUUAUGACAUAUGCGUUUCUUUAUAUAAGUCCGUGUUUGCUUGGUUCUUUUUCUAAGAAUGGUUCUUAAUAGUCUAUCACUGUUCUUUUGAUUUCUUCAUAUGAGUUCGUGAGGACUUCAAAUUUUCUAUUUCUACCAGUGGAUGCAAUCUUUGUAAACAUACUCCUCUAAUGACUGGCAUUCAGCGGGCCUUAACUAUCAAUUGAAGCACAAGAAAGAAACCCUAAAGAGACACAAAAGCAUUUAGUAAUUAGCAGGUCAUUGCUAUGGUGUCGCGAGCAGUGUCAACAUACAGUACCAUAAACACUACUAUGAAUAGCACCGGCUACAGUAAUGCUACAGUAUUUAACUUUUAAAUACUAUCUAAACAUCACUUGCACUCUUCUGAGGAAUUUGGACUGUUGAAUUCUUUAAAUCAGUGAAUAGUAUAGACACAUUGAAUGGAAACUAGAACUUUGAUGCGUAUAAAUCUUGUGCUGACAGCUCAUAUAGGGACCCAAGAAACACUACCACGUAUAAAUCUUGUGCUGACAGCUCAUAUAGGGACCCAAGAAACACUAGAAGAGUGGGAACCGAAAGAUUACUAGAAGAGUGGGAACCGAAUUCACAUAUAAGGCCCUCCAAAGUGAUCCAUCUCUUGGCACCCUAUUUUCUACUGAAGGCAAAGCAUAACAUCCACUGUUUAGAGUUUCCUCUGAUUAAGCACACAAAAGGGCCGGAUGCAGAUAGGCUUUCAGCUUUCUUACGUGCAGUGGUUUCAUGAAUACAUGUGCAGAGUGCCUGUUGGAAAUAGCAGGUGGAAUAUGACAGACACCGUGUUUGAUUGGAUUGUCAUAACUUCUCCUGAAGCUGGUGAAGUUUUUCUCGAUGCAUGGAGGGCUGCUGGAAAACCCACAGUGCAAAUUGGGGUGGUUGGAUCUGGUACAGCAAGUAUUUUCCAUGACAUAUUACAACUACCUGGCCAAUCUCUUAAAAUUGCAUUUUCUCCUUCAAAAGCAACAGGCAAAGUAUUGGCUUUGGAGCUCCCAAAGUUCAGUCACAGGAAUUGUACAGUUUUAUAUCCUGCAUCUCUGAAGGCUGGCAAUGAAAUUGAAGAAGGCCUGUCUGAUCGAGGGUUUGAGGUCACAAGGCUGAAUACAUAUAAUACUGUUGCUAUUCAAGAUGUCGACCAGAUGGUUCUAAAACAAGUUCUUUGUGCUCCAGUUGUUGCAGUAGCCUCUCCUUCUGCAGUGCGAGCCUGGAUUAAUAUCAUCUCGAAAUUGGAAGAUUGGGACAACUCUGUUGCUUGCAUUGGGGAGACAAGUGCUUUGGCUGCAAAGAGAUUGGGACUAAAGAAUGUAUAUUAUCCAACAAACCCUGGUUUGGAAGGGUGGGUUGACAGCAUCCUUGAAGCUCUAAGAAUUCACAACCAACCACAAAAGGGAACUGAAGACUUAAACCUAUGGCAGUGAAAGACAUUCUUGGUUGAAGCAAGCCUGGAUAUCAUCAUUGCUGUGAUCACCCUAGCAGUAUCUUAUGCAUGUAGAGAGAUUCCCUUCACAUUUCAUUAUUGAAUGAAACUGGAUGGGAUAACUUCUUCAAUGGUCAACAACAAUGGAAAGGUGAUCAUAAGAUGAUGGAGAACCAAUUGUCUACUGAACAUGAUAAAAUGUGAAGAAUCCUGUACUCCAUGUAUUUUCCACCUUUUGCUUAAAGACUCAGGAAACUUUGACAACAGACAUGAAAUAGCCUGUCAUUCAUGGAAGUUCAUGCGCUACAACAGCAGCCUACACAUGCUUGUUAUUGUAAGGAGUCUGCAAAGUAAGAGUGGAAGGGCUAGUUUUGGCAUAUUCACAGAGCAACCUGCAAUUACGGUGAGAUCAUUGUUAAUGCUCUAUUGGUAGCUCGCACACAGGUCCCCCACCUUUCGGAUAUGAAUGGUUAGGUGAGCCAUAGAUAAAUGGUUAGCAGCCUCAUUCAAUGCACAGAAGCAAGCCAUGACAAUUCUCAGAAGUUUUUUGAAUCUUGUAAUUUUCAACUUCAAUUAUAUUCACUUGUGAUCAUAUCAAGUCUUCACAUAAACCAUUAUAUUUAAUAUGCUAACUUAAAAUUUAAAUUACCAUGGUUGAUUAAGUUGAUAACUAUAAGAAAUUAGUUCUAAUGGAGUUGGCAAAUUGUAAUUGUUUAUAGUUUUUUGAAUUUACUUCUUCUGGUGGUUGUCAUUUUCUACAUAUAUGUCUAUAUUUUAGCUCUUCUUUCUGACAAGAAGUUUAGCUUUCCUAUAUGCAAACAAAUAGUUGAGACCCUAUUCUUUAUAUAAUUAAGAUGUUUUUUUAAUCUUUUCCAAGCAAUCUGAACAGAAUUAUACAUCUUGCUUCUUUCCCUAUAUAAUUACUAGCUUGCUCUCCUGAAAACAGGCAAUCAAGAUUAAGUUUCAGCUGCUUGUCUUCCAAUAUAGCUUCAAACUAUGUCAAAAUUUUUGCUUUAUCAUAUUUGUUGAUCUUCUUUCAGUCUCAUGUAAGGUGAAUGGGAAGAGAGGGCAUCACGGAUUACAGUAAUAAUCAUGGUGCCUCAUUGCUGGAAUUUCUUGGCCAGAAAAAAUGCUCAAUAGGCUGUCAGUGCAUCUUAAAGACAUCCAUGCAUCCAUGAGAUGAGAAAGUGCAUUGUGUUAACACUGGAGAAUUUAUCUUAAUAUGAGGUGUACAUCUUUUCUUAGUAUAAACAAGUGUAAUUUUUCAUACUAUAGUGGAAAGGAAAUGAAUGUUGCAGGCGCAAACAUACCUAUAGAGCUACGCUCUUACACCAUUAGCUGGAUUUGACUCCCAAGCUUAUCAACCUAACUGUAGACCUGCAUUGUUCUGGUUUGCGUGGAUGAAGAUCCUUCAAUUCAGAUUACAAGAAAUACUGUUGUUGCAGA
Messenger RNA from Elaeis guineensis (African oil palm), 4495 nucleotides. NCBI's taxonomy places the organism in Eukaryota, Viridiplantae, Streptophyta, Magnoliopsida, Arecales, Arecaceae. The record is from RefSeq and is a predicted model, not a curated record.